This is a messenger RNA of Plectropomus leopardus (leopard coralgrouper), 1929 nucleotides long. RefSeq names its product nuclear factor, interleukin 3 regulated, member 6 (gene nfil3-6). Gene Ontology annotation, cellular component: nucleus. Gene Ontology annotation, biological process: circadian rhythm; regulation of DNA-templated transcription. The record is from RefSeq and is a predicted model, not a curated record. Lineage: Eukaryota; Metazoa; Chordata; Actinopteri; Perciformes; Serranidae. Gene Ontology annotation, molecular function: DNA binding; DNA-binding transcription factor activity.
GGAACCGUCCUGAGCUGAACUCCGCGUCACAAAGAGGAGCUGCGGGUUUCCAAGUGGAGCAGAGAGGAGGAGGUGCGCCAGGACCAUCAUAAUAUGAAGUAACAGCGCUCAGAGGAUCUGCGGCAGUUACAUCGGAGACAGAGACACCGAGACACCGAGACAGUCCCUGAACCGGACACACACACACACAUACACGCACACACACACACACACACACGGCUGGAGCAGCGGAGGACUACAGCGCGCGCCGGCGAAGAAAACUCAUUUACAGGUGGCACUGUUGCUGCAUCCAGGAGCCCCUCAGAGUUUGGUGAAAACACUCAGCACAGAGGAGAGACUCUGGAGAGACUCACUUCCUGACGGGCGAGAUGUACGAGGAAGAGUCCCAGCAGAUAAGGGGGCAGCAGGACGUGGCUGUGCUCCAGACUCUGGAGUCCACUGCAGUAGUGAAUCCAGGAGGAGGCAGCUGCAGUGGUGGAGGAGGAGGAGGAGGAGGAGGAGGAGGAGGAGGGCCUCUGUCCUUCACAGACGAAGCUGUGUCCAUCCUGACCUCCAGCAGCCUGUUGGCGCGCUCCCUGCUGGGACGCACCUCUGCCGUCAAACGCAAAGAGAGCCCGUCCUCCAGCAUCCGACGCAAGCGGGAAUUCAUCCCGGUUGACAAGAAGGACGAAGGCUACUGGGACAAGAGGAGGAAGAACAAUGAGGCGGCGAAACGCUCCAGAGAGAAACGGCGUGUGAACGAUAUGGUCCUGGAGAGCCGCGUCCUGGCUCUGCUGGAGGAAAAUGCUCGUUUGAGAGCGGAGCUGUUGGCCCUGAAGUUUCGCUUCGGUUUGGUCAAAGAUCCGUCCAACGCCCCCAUCCUGCCGCUCACUUCAGCUCCUCAAACUCUGACUCCUCACUAUUAUCUCCACAGAGGGGAUGGCAGCCUCCCUGGCUCCUCUGCGUCACCUCCCAACAACCAAUUGGGCACCAAGGCAUCCAGGGAUGGCAGUAACAUGUCAGAGGACUCUGGGUUUUCCACGCCAGGUGGGUCCAGCGUGGGCAGUCCGAUCUUCUUUGAGGAUCGGCUGAGCGACCACGGGAAACUGUCACCGCACAGGGCAGAGGAGCUGGGCUACGACCUCCAUCACUCCCCUUCUGAUGUCACAGCGGGGCCGAGUGGAGGGAACCACGCUGAGGUGAAAAGCCUCCCUCACAAGCUACGAUUCAAGACGCCUGGCUGUGGGGACGCAGUGGACGCUGCAGGGGACAGCGCCAGGCGCAGCCCCGCGUUGUCUGCAGGACGUGAAGCUCCGAGAGAGACCCGGAAAGGAGGCGAAACGGCGGCCGGGCAGUCCUGGCUGCAGCAGCCGGACGCAGAGGACGGCAGAAAAGGCAGACAGUCCCCUCAGUACAACACUUACAGUGUCCAGCCGCCUCCCACGCAAACGGAGGUCCAGUACAAACACGAGAACACUCACCUGAAGUGUCAGCUCAACUCUCUGAGCGAGGAGGUGGCGCAGCUGAAGAAGCUUUUCACAGAGCAGCUCAUGGCCAAAGUCAACUGAGGGACAGAGCGGCGAGCGUGUGGACUCAAAUGGACAAAGAUCUGCUGAACAUGAGCCACAGCACAAAAACCGGAGCGCUGGACCGUUCACAGGACUGAUCUGCUUUUAACGAACUUUUAAAAAUGUGUUGUUUUUAUCUCAAACACUGUAUGAUAUUGUAAUAAAUGUGGAUAUAACAUUCAUCUCAUAACUUAAUCCCACCUCCACACAGGGAGUCUCACCUGUAGUAGUGUGAACAGUUACACUGUGACGACUAAAACACACACAAACUCUUCACAUCAUCACGAGCUUCACUUCACCUCACACACUCAACAGGUUUUAGUGGUUCUGCAGUAACUUCAGCUACAAGUCUGCCAGCAGGUUGUGAAUGCAUCUCGGUAGA